Molecule: messenger RNA, 2528 nt
Organism: Vespa crabro (European hornet)
Lineage: Eukaryota; Metazoa; Arthropoda; Insecta; Hymenoptera; Vespidae
Gene: Rs1
Product: probable ATP-dependent RNA helicase DDX27
Exons: 13
Coding region: 256-2475 (739 amino acids)
Molecular function (GO): ATP binding; nucleic acid binding; RNA helicase activity
Source: RefSeq, a predicted model, not a curated record
UCUAACAAGAAGGUAACGAACGUAUACUUUAAAUGACUUACUUUAUUUAUUCUAAUUUUUUAAAAAUUUAAUUCCUAUUAUGUAUUUCUUAAGGUUUUUAUAAAAUUUGAAUACCUCCUAUACAUGAACAUAUCUGUUAAUAAUUUUUUUAUGUAUAUUUUUAUAUACCUUUAUAUCCACGUGUUUUUAUACAUCUCAUAACCUCAAUUAUACUGAUGUGAAUUUAAUUUAUAUAAAAAAGAAAAAAAAAACAAAAUGGUAUUCAAUUGUGAUUUAAUAAAAACUAUAGAAGAUGACGAAGAAGUGCCAGAUUUUUCAGAGAAAUCAGACGAAGAAGAUGAUUUUCAGCCUCGUAAACAAAAAAAGCAAGAGAAAAAAGACUUUGCUAUGGAUUUUGAAUUUGUAAAUAAUACUUCUGAAUACAAUCAAGAUACCUGGAAUGAUUUAAAUAAAUAUAUUAAAAGAAAAGCUAAAAGUAAAUUAGAUGAUAAGAUAAACAGUAUUAGGAAACAAAAGGAAACAGAGAAUGGAAGUAUCAAUGAUAAUGACAACAAAAAUAAAACAGAAAUUUAUGAAGAAGAUAAUGAGUUUUCGUUGUCUGAGGAUGAACUCAAAAAAGAUGCAUUUAAAACCAAACAGAGGAAAGUUAAAAGGAAAGAUACUAUUAAAGAACAGAAUGAAGAAACAAUUAAUUUUGAAGAAUUUACAAAUGUCGAUUCUUAUGUGUCUUUUCAACAAAUGAAUUUAUCUAGACCCUUAUUAAAGGCAAUAACGACAAUGAAUUUUGUCCAUCCAACACCUAUUCAAGCAGCUACAAUACCAUUUGCUUUAAUGGGACGUGAUAUAUGUGGUUGUGCAGCAACAGGUACUGGGAAAACUGCAGCUUAUAUGCUACCAACUUUAGAAAGAUUAUUGUACAGACCUUUGAAUGGUCCUGCUAUUUCACGAGUUUUAGUACUUGUACCAACAAGAGAACUUGGAGUUCAAGUAUAUCAAGUUACAAAACAAUUAUCACAAUUUACGACAAUCGAAAUAGGAUUAUCUGUUGGUGGAUUAGAUGUAAAAAUUCAAGAAACUGUAUUGCGAAAAAAUCCAGAUAUUGUAAUUGCAACUCCUGGAAGAUUGAUUGAUCAUUUAACAAAUACACCAACUUUUUCUUUGGAUAGCAUAGAAGUGCUUAUUUUAGAUGAAGCAGACAGAAUGUUGGAUGAAUAUUUUGCUGAACAAAUGAAGCAUAUUAUAAAGCAAUGUUCAAGAAACAGACAAACUAUUUUAUUCUCAGCCACUAUGACAGAGGAAGUUAAAGAUCUGGCUACUAUGUCAUUAGACAAACCUGUGAAAGUAUUUGUGGAUAGUAAUCAAGAAGUUGCAUUUAAUUUACGACAAGAAUUUAUUAGAAUACGCAAAGAAAGAGAAGGUGAUCGUGAAGCAAUAUUAGCAGCUUUAAUUUGUAGGACAUUUCAUGAUCACACUAUGGUUUUUGUACAAACUAAAAAACAAGCUCAUCGAUUGCAUAUUUUAUUAGGAUUAUUAGGCAUAAAAGUUGGAGAACUUCAUGGCAAUCUUACACAACCUCAAAGAUUAGAAAAUUUAAGAAAAUUCAAAGAGGAAGAAAUAGAUAUUCUGUUAGCAACCGAUGUUGCAGCUAGAGGAUUAGAUAUUAGCGGUGUGAAAACAGUAAUUAAUUUUGUAAUGCCUGUUACCAUAAAACAUUACAUCCAUAGAGUCGGAAGGACAGCCAGAGCAGGUCGUGGAGGAGUAUCAGUAUCAUUAGCUGGUGAACAAGAACGUGGUUUAGUGAAAGAAAUUAUCAAACAAGCGAAGAAUCCUGUAAAAAAUAGGAUAAUACCUCCGGAUAUAAUAGACAAAUAUAAUAAAAAAUUACAAUCUUUAGAACCUGAUAUGGAAAGAAUAUUACAAGAAGAGAAGAAUGAAAGGGAACUUGCCAAAAUAGAAAAUCAAGCAAAUCGCGCUGAAAAUUUACUUAAAGGUUCAGACGACAAGAAUCAUAGAAGUUGGUUUCAAAGUGCUAAGGAAAGGAAACGUGAGAAAGAAAAAUUGUCUUUAACGACGAAACAACCACGUAAGAAAAAAGAUAAGGAGGAAAAAGAAUUUUCCAACGUAGUAGAAGAAAAGAAAAAAAAUGCGAAAAAAGAACAACAUAAAGAAACAGCCGAAGAUAGAGCGAACAAAGAGUUAGAGAAGAUAGCAGCGUAUCAAGCAAGAAUAGCUAAACAAAAAUCUAAAGCAAAGAAAAUUAGAACUGUUGUAGAUAAAGGUGGAUAUAAUGUGAAUAAUAAAGGAUCCAAAAAACGAUCACGAUCUUCAUUUGCUGAUGAUUUGACAGAUACUAGCAGUAAAAAUGUAAAAAGAAUGCGUUAUGAAGCAAAUAAGAAACAGAAAUCUAAUCCAUUGGCAAGAAAAUCAAAUAUUCUUGGAGGAAAAAAUCAAAAGAAAAAAUUAAGGACACGUUAAAUUGUAAAUAUAUUUGUAAUGAUAAUAUUGUAUUAAUAAAAUUAAAAAACACA